CCCUCCAAUAUGGCAACUGAGCGCAGAAAGUGACAGCGCUGCCAUGUCUGCCGACGAGAUGUCCUUAUCUGACGGGGAGCCCUACACCGGGGAGCGCUGGGCUCCGGUUGGUGCAGUGGCUGAAGAUGCCGAGGAGCAGGCCUCAAACCUGGCGGAUGUGCUGAAGGGUGAGGUCGGUGGUAGGUCUGUUGGUCUGCUAGCGGGGACCGGGGAGAUGGCGGAGAAGCUGAGAAAGCUGGAGGAAGAGCAGGACCUGCUCAACUCGUCGCUUCUGGCCCUAACAUCUCACUUCGCUCAGGUGCAGUUCCGACUUAAACAGAUUGUGCGGGCGGAGGGCAGCGAGAAAGAGAGUCUGCUGGCGGAGCUGGAGGAUUUCGCAUUCAAGGGUUGCCCGCAUGUGCUGGGGACCCGGGAGCUGCAGGAGCAGGUCAUACAGGACUCGAGCGAAUGGGAAAAGCGGGAGCGUAUUGAAGCACAGCGGAAAAGACAGCGAGAGUUAAUAGUACAGCUGAAGACACAGCUGGACGACUUGGAAACCUUUGCAUAUCAAGAGGGCACCUAUGAUUCUCUACCCCAGUCUAUGGUCAUGGAGAGACAGCGGGUGAUCAUAGAUGAAUUGAUCAAGAAGCUGGAUGUAAACCUAAAUGAGGACAUCAGCUGUUUGUCUCCAGAAGAGCUGCGCCAACGUGUUGAUGCUGCCAUUGCUCAGAUUGUCAACCCUGCACGAGUGAAAGAGCAAUUGGUGGAACAGCUAAAGACUCAAAUAAGAGAUCUGGAGAUGUUCAUUCAAUUCAUACAAGAUGAAGUUGGCAGCCCUGCUAUAUGUGCAAAUACAGGAGCAGCAGGGAGUCAACCAAGCGCUGGUUCACACCCUCGAAACAAAGUGAGUCCAGAGCAGGCAAGACAGAUGCAAGAAACAGGUGUGCACCUCAUGCGCCGUGCUCUAGCGGUUCUACAGUUGUUUGCUGUUAGCCAGUUUGGCUGUGGAACUGGACAUAUACCAUACAACCUCUGGAAACAAGAUGAGACCAAUAGAGACUUCACUCCACUGAUCAAGAAGUUGGAAGUAUCUGUAGACAAGGUGAGGCAGCUGGCACUGCGGCAACAGCCUAAUGACCAUGUUAUCAGUUAUGCCAACAUGCAAGAGAUAUCGUUGGGAGGGAAAGAUGAGUUGACUGUGGCAGUGAGAAAAGAAUUGUCGGUCUGUAUCAGAGAUCUUCUGUCACAUGGACUUUAUGCCACCUCCCAAGGGAUGAGCCUGGUGCUGGCUCCUAUUGCUUGCUUGAUUCCUGUCUUCACAGCAUCUCCACCAACUAUGCAUCCCUGGGAGCUCUUUGUUAAGUAUUACAAUGAGCAGAAUGGAAGAGCCUUUGUGGAGUCACCUGCCCGCAAGCUAUCUCAAUCCUUUUCCCUGCCUGUAUCAGGAAGCAGCAAGGUUACCCCAAAACAGAGUCUUCUCUCUGCAAUCCAUACAGUCUUAACAGAACAUGAUCGGUUUAAGCGUGGAGCAGACUCUGAGUUCAAGGCUUUGGUCUGCAUGGCAUUGAAUGAGCAACGCCUGGUCUCCUGGCUCAACCUUAUCUGUAAAUCAGGAGUAUUGAUACAAACACAUUACCAGCCCUGGAGUUACAUGGCCAGCAGUGGCUUUGAAAGUGCCCUGAACACUCUUAGCCGUCUCAGUAACCUAAAGUUUAACCUUCCUGUUGAUCUUGCAGUGCGUCAGCUCAAAAAUAUCAAGGAUGCUUUUUGAUGCACCCACUUAACUUUACCUACCAUAUGUACAGUGGAUUUUUCAUAUUUCAUGUGUCUGUAUAAAACUAUAGUUAUUAGGAUGACCUAUUUUCUCAAGCACUUUAUAUCUAAUCUCUUCUGUGCUCCACAAUAUCACUGCUUCUUUGAGCUUGGUUUCCAUUGCUGGUGUAAACCGGUGGUGACAUAAAACCUCUCCUUAGACUCUAAUUGAGGCACUUGUUACCACCAGUUUACAAGAGCAAUGGAAACUAGGAAUUGUUCUUUGUUUUGUAUUAGAUAAAGGGAGACUCAGACACUCCCAUUAGUUGGUUUCCUAUUCCAUUUUGAAUGACAUCACUAUUAGGAUUACAAGGGGCAGUCACAUAGAUCUAAGGCUCAGAAGGUUGUAUAUUUUUAUUAUUAAGACUAGAAUUUAGAUUGUUUUAUAUAUAUAUUUUUUUAAAACAUUUAGCAUGACAGGACUAUAGUCUGGAAUAAGAGGUUUAUAAUUAUGUGGACAUUUAGAUGAUCAUUAAUUUAUAUAAUAUUUCUUAUUUCCCUCUCUCAAUUGAAUGCUCUGGAUUUGUUACUAGAAUUUAAAUUGACUAGUUAAAACUCAAAUCUAUCCAUCUACUCUCUGAAUAUAAAUUAUUUUUUUAUUAAAGAUAGUGUUAAAAACAUCAUAUGUUACGUUUUAGUCCACUGUUUUCUUAUCCUGUUACAGCCUUUUGUAAAUCAGUUUUAUCUCUGAUGCACCACACCUUAAGCAGCAGUGAUGUCACUCAUGCAAAAUAAUAAUUAUAUUCAUAAUAAUGUGCCCCAUGUUAGCAUACACUUUUUUAUGCUUAAUUUAAAGGUACCAAAAUAACAGCAUAAAAAAUAUUCUGCUCCAUAUUAAUAAAGUAACAUUUAUUUAUAUUCUAACUUAUCUUCCCUAUUGCGUACCACUAGUAUGUGCUUUUUUUUUUUUUCUUUAAAAAGCAUGCUUUAUAGGAGAAAAUGUGAAAUUAAGCAAUAUAAAGCACUUUUUUUUAUUUUGUAUCCCUUUUUUAACAAUAGUUAUCCAGCAUUUUUUAUUUUUUAGUACUGGAGACAGACCAUAUAUUAAAGGAACAUAAAAAGAACAGGAUGCUGUAAAGCACUAAACAACACAAAGUGCAUUUUGAUGAAAACAUAUAUGAAGUGUCUAGUUUUAACUCUGAUCAGUACUCUGUGCAUCUGUCUGGUACCAAUCUCAGAACAUACAUAGGUGCGGAUUCUGCACUAGCUUGCUUGUCAAUCAAAUUAUUUCACAAGAGAGUACUUACAAAACUGUUGAUAAGUACACACAAAAACACAUUGCAAUAGUAUGAUAGAGGUGAGUCCAUUAGAGGCUCAGGUAUAAUGUAAAUGUAUACUCUGAAUAUUUUGCACAACAUUAAUAUAUUAAACAAGUAAGUGUCCCUAAUACUGUAUUGUUGGAUAAGAACCGUGGGUAAGAACGGUUAAUAAAGUACCCAGUUCUGGAGAGAAAUGUGUAUGUACUGUAGCUAAGACAUGGGAUAAUGUAAUGCAUUCUGUUUAAUAUGCUACCUAGCACUGCCAUUUAUAUAUUUUUGACUUGUGAGGGGAAUACUCUCUUCAAAAGAAAAUAAGGAUAAUGUGAUACAAUGUUACUGUAUAUUUUCCAAAGCCAUUGAACUGUUAAUUAUUAUUUGAUUACCUAUUUGACUACUUCCAAACCAAAAAUGUAAAUCUCUGUUUACUUCCAUAGCUGUUACAACCAUUUGUAAUUUGUUUCCAGUAAUACUGUUUCAUCUAAGUAGUAGAUGAAAAUUAAUUUAAAGUGGUCUGUCUUUGAGAUAUUAAUAUGCUGGCUAAAAUGUAGAUUGCAUGUUGACUAGUGUUGAGAGUUGCAAUGCAAAUUAAUUUUGAGAUGCCAAUAUUCAACAUAAAAUUGAAAUAUUGCUUUUCUUUGUUCAUAACACUUUGUUAAAAAAAUACACAUUUUUGUCAUUGAAACUUCAAUAUUAUAAUGAUUAAUCUUGGCUAAUAGAUUGUAUAUUGUAUACAUUUCAUGUAUAUUAAGCACCGUGACUCACUAAAAUAUAUUUUAAGAAUGUUAAAUGUUUAAUAAGUUGAUCUGGAUGUUUAUAGUUAAGUGAUGUAAAAGAUCAUGUAUCUUGGGAUUUGUAGUUUUCAGAUUUUUUUUUUUAUUUGUGUGUGUGUAAAUUCUCUGUAUGUAUAUAUGGUACACAGAACAUCUGAAAGAAAUAAAAAUGCUGCUAGUUUA
Bombina bombina (fire-bellied toad) is the source of this 4003-nucleotide messenger RNA. RefSeq names its product RUN domain containing 1 (gene RUNDC1). The transcript has 5 exons. The coding region runs from base 44 to 1750 and encodes 568 amino acids. The record is from RefSeq and is a predicted model, not a curated record. NCBI's taxonomy places the organism in Eukaryota, Metazoa, Chordata, Amphibia, Anura, Bombinatoridae.